AUGGCUCCAACAUUUUCAUCUAUUCUUGACCAUCUUGAUAAAUUAGCUGUUAUUGCUGGCGGGUUUUUUGCUGGUACAGCUUUAUAUAUGACUAUUGGUGAAGUACCAGCUAUGCGUGCAUUUGGUCUUGAUGAACAUUGGCGAUUUUUUCCAUAUAUGUAUGAACGAGCAGCUGUAUCACAAAUUAUUUUUACUUCAAUUGCUGGUAUAUCAGGUGUUUUACAUGGAACACGUAUUAUUCGUGCACCAUAUCAUCGUAAUUUAUGGAUUGCUGCUGGAACAAUAUUUCUUGGCAUGAUUCCUUAUACAGUCAUUUGUAUGCUUCCAACAAAUAAACUUAUAAUUGAAGAUAAUAAAAGUGUUCAAUCAGGAAGUGAAAGUAAAAUUAAUCUUGGUACAAAAAGAGAAUUACUAGAUAAAUGGGCUAUGCUUCAUUGUGUUCGUACUCUUGGUUCACUUGUUGGUUUUGGUGCUAUGGUAUUUGGACUUAGUCAUCAUCAAUCACUUCGUUUAGGAUGGUAG
Molecule: messenger RNA, 522 nt
Organism: Rotaria sp. Silwood2
Lineage: Eukaryota; Metazoa; Rotifera; Eurotatoria; Philodinida; Philodinidae
Source: the annotation of a GenBank genome assembly